AUAUCUUUCGUGAUGAGAGAAUCCCAUUCUCUUUGAGACUUUUCUUCCUCUCUGUGAUUGUUUAGCUGUUGGUCCUUGGAUACAUUUUUUGGCCGGGAAUGAAAAGUUUCUUUUCCAUUUACACAGAUCGAAUAGCGAUCUAAAAGAAUUCACAAUGGCCCCAAAUAUCCGAGAGUUUAUCUCGGAUGGAUUUGAGGCUCUCAAGUUGGUGAGGAUUAUCAUAACUGCUGGCUUUUUUAGAAGAUAUUAAUUUACUAAUAUAUCAUAGGUAGCUCGUCUAUCAUGGAGACGUAACCUGAAAGCUUGGAUUCAAGUUCCUUUUGGCAUUGUUUUGAUUCUAUUAGCAUGCUUCGGUGUCAAUGCUCUCAUAGGACUCAGUUCUGUCUCAUUUCCUGCAUCGGUGGCAUGCUUAAUUUUACUAUUUUUUAUCCUAAAUAUUAUCGAUCUUCUCAUUGGACACCAAAGGACGAGAGCAUUGGUAUCAGUUAUUGAUAUUCCAUCAGGAUGGGCUCUCCGUUAUAUCAAUGUCUUCUUCACACCCUCGUGAGUCCCCACCUUCACAUGGAUGGGAUCAAUUGAGAUAGCUGGAUGAGACUCUGAAUGUUUAUAGUUUCGUCCUGUUGCCAUUGAGUGAUAGUAUUACUGCUGCGGAAGUAGGCAAAAUCAUUGGGGUAUUCCGUCAGUAUAUUGUCGCCAUAUCCAUCUUUUAAUCACUAAUGUCUUAAAGUGAUUGGGUUUUUGGUCAUGUUCGCUGUCACUGCCUGGCUAGUACGCGGCCUUCAAAUCCUACUAGGUUCAAGCAAGCGUGCUAUCAUAGAGAGGGCCGAAGAAAUGGGUGCCGAGAAUGAUGCCAUUCCUCUAGCAGUAUCAAGUAAUACAAAUUUCACAUCGACCGAUACUGUCAGUCCUAUACAAGAGCAGGAACCGGCUGUGGUCAGAGUAUCUAGAGACCCAAGAGAUUCUCCGGAGACAGAAAGUCCACCCCAGAACCUGUUUCUGAUACCGUUGCGGUCGAACAAGAGCCGUUACCCCUCACACGAGCUCAGAUUUGGGCAGCGUUUAUUAAUAGAAAUUUGGAUAUACUCACUUACGGUGUCAUAUUUCUUUUCAUAGGGAUCCCAGUCUACUAUGCUACCGGCUAUGCAAUGCCAGUACAACUUACAUUCAAUAUACUAGCCUAUUUCGCAGCACAAUCUCUCUCAGUUCGAUGGAAGCAAUUCUUACAUCCUGUACUAUUGUCAUCUGGCAUUACUAUAAUUGGUAUAUGGAUUUUAGGACUUAUCAGAGGCAAUAACCUGGAUGAAGUUUUGGGUGCUUACAGAACCAACACUAAAUAUAUUGCCUACUGGGAUGGAGAAAGGAACCUUCCUCUACCUGGAGCUGGUGAUAUGUUGUAAGUUCUUCAAGUUUAUAUACCCAUCUAUUAGCCUUCAACUUACUAAGUUCCUUGUCUACAAUAGUAAUAGCGUACUUGACGCCUCUAUUGUCUCCCUCGCUCUCCCCAUGUUUCAAUACCGCCAUGAACUAAAAAACUCACUUCAUCCCCAUUACAAUUCCAAGUGUUGUUCUAGCCAUCGGUUCACUUUUUGGCUACCCACCUCUCUGUUAUUCUAUCGGCAUAUCCCCUCCAAUUUCUCUUUCCUUCUCCGUGCGUUCUCUAACGCUUGCGCUCGCUACCCCCGCCGCCAGUAACCUGUAAGUAUCACUAGCCACUUUUCCCAACCUUCCAACAUAUCCGUAACAAACUAACCAUACUCUGCUUUCUUUAGCGGUGGAAACACUAACGCUGCCGCUGCCCUUGCCAUAAUGUCAGGUAUCUUCGGCGUCCUAAUCGGUCAUCGUCUCCUUUCCUUCCUCAAAAUUCGCCCUGAUGAUUACAUAACCAUCGGUGUUGCCAUGGGCGGAAAUGCUAGUGCAAUAGCUACUGCAUUACUACUAGCUAGUGACCCCAGAGCAGCAGCACUGAGUAGUUUGAGCAUGAGUCUCUUUGGUAUUGUGACGCUGGCAUUGACUUCUGUGCCGCCGGUGGUAGAGAUUAUUAGAGGGUUGGCCGGGUUGUAGAGAAUUGGAUGCGGGUGAAAUGAAUAAGGACAGGUGUUAUUGAUAGAAUAGAAAUUUUAGAA
Messenger RNA from Sclerotinia trifoliorum, 2123 nucleotides. The record is from the annotation of a GenBank genome assembly. Lineage: Eukaryota; Fungi; Ascomycota; Leotiomycetes; Helotiales; Sclerotiniaceae.